ACAAAUUACACGUUGGCUCCAGCUUGCGUGUUGGCUGCUUUCUUAGACAGUGAAAGACGCCAGGCCCUGGUUGGCAGGGGCCAUCACAGCGUAUCCACCAGGUCACCGCCAUCAGCUCUGGGACCCACAACAUCUUCGAAGGAAGAACUGUAGAAGCAGCCAUGAGCGGAGGCUGCGAUGUCAGCGACAUGGAGGAAUUAGGGUUUGAGAGCAAUGCCACCGACGAUGCCGCUCAGAAUGGAGAGGAUGAAAACUUUUCCCAGGUUUCAACUCGUCCUUUCAGACCGGAAAAUGGGCAUAGCUUGUGCAAUGGCCCCCAUAGUGCACGGCCACGUUGUGAUGGCAUGGGGUGUAGCUCAGGUGACUGUGCAGGCUCAAACAAGCAGCAUGAGGACAGGGGAAUGGCACAGGCGCCUGGGGUCAACGGUUUAUGUGGUGGCACGCCAGCAUCUUGCUCCUCGGCAUGCGACCGGCACGGCGAAGAAGCAAGGGGGAUGUCAGCAAACGGGGCAUCUGUGAGGGUCACUGGAGACACGUCCGAUGGCGGUGGUGGUGGUAGUGGCGAGACCGCUGCCAGGGAGGGCGCCCCGGCAGCGCCACUGUGCGUCAAGUGCCGUGCAGCCCCUGCUGAGGUUAUUGCCAAUCAGCGCGAGCCGUACUGUGGGGCGUGCCUGCGGGCCAGCCUGCUGUACAAGGUCAAGACGGCGAUCAACAAGCACGCGCUCGUCCAGGCGCACGAUGCCGUCCUGCUUGCCUUCUCAGGGGGGCACUCGUCCACGGUGUUGCUGCACUUUCUUAGUGAGCUGCAGUCGCACGCCACUACCCCCCUGGCCGCUGCCGCCGACCGCGGCAAGACCGUCUUCCGUCUGGGGCUUGUCUUUGUCAGCGAGGCGGCCGUCCUGUCCCGCCCACACUACGAUGGGGAUGCAGACGUUGAGCGGAUACGCAAGCUGGCAGCCCCUUUUGAGAAGAGGGGCUGUCGCGUGCACGUUGUCAGGCUGGAGGAGCUGUUCUUGAAAGGGAGGAGCCAGGCACAUCAGGCUGCUCCAGAAGGCACGAUGCCACGGGGCAGCCAGGACAGUGCGACAAAGGGGGUGGUACGAAACGAUUCAGGGGAUCAGUUGGAGGAAGGGAGGCCGGGUUACAGCGUCCCCCAUACGGAUGGAUUGGCAGGGGCGUGGGAGCGGCUGCGGGCAAUGGUGGCGCGCGUAGCCGAUGCAACGGCGCAAGAGGACCUGGUGGAGAUGCUGCGCACAGAGGCGCUGCAGCAGGUGGCGGUGGAGCAUGGAUACACGAAGAUUGCCACAGGGGUGUGUGCGAGCCGGCUGGCGGCGGAAGUGCUGACUGGGACGGUCAAGGGGCGUGGCUUCUCCCUGCCCGCGGACCUGCAGGCCGUGGACCGCCGCCGCACGGUGCCCGUCAUCGCCCCCCUCCGCGACUGCGUCAUCAAGGAGCUGGCCACGCUGUGCACGCUCAACCGGUGGCCCACUACGUUUGUGCCCAGCCUGGACGCAGGGCCUACGGCGCGGCCGUCCCUCAACCGCCUCACCCAAGACUUCCUCACCCUCAUUGAGGACGACCUCCCCGGGCGCACCCUCACCAUUCUGCGCACCGCGGGCAAGCUGCAGCCCUUCCCGUUCAACGCCUUCCCUGCCCUGCCCCCCGGCCACCGUGCACGCCUGCAGCCCGCUCAAGGCACCGAGGCAGCGGCCGAGCCAGCGGAUGGGGUCAACCUGUGCGCCUUGUGCCGUGCACCCCUGACCAGUGCAGAAGUGCAGGACGGGGGGGCGGGAGAAAGAGGAGCCAGGGGGCCCGAGAGCGAGCCAGGCCAGCGGUUAGGGGCUGAUGCGGGAGAUGGUGGGAACGAGGGGCGCGACACUGCGGAACAAGCGCGGGCAGAGCAGGCCGAGGAGCGGAGGGGAGCGGCGGCGCCGGCAGGGGACCAGCUGCGGGAGAAUGGGGCGGAGGUAGGGAGCACGGGCGGAGAGAGCGACGGGCGAGGGGUAGAAGUUGCGUCCGUAGGACACGAGGCCUCCAACGGAGACUCCCGAGGCAGCAGUGGCGCGGGACGAGGGGUUGUGCCGCCAGGCCCGCAGUCGGAGGCGAGGCCGGGCGGCGUGGCGUGCUGUCGCAGCUGUCGGGAGCAGGUGCUCGGAGGAACGGGGGGAACGGCCAACCCGGCGUGGCUGCACGACUUGCCGUGGCUCGACCGAGCAGGGGGGAGAGCGGCGGAGGAGGCAAGGAGAGACCGCAUGAGGAACAAAAUUCAAGACUUCCUUUUGUAAGGGACGUCCAGGGUUAGCACGCAAUUGUACCUUCGCUAUUUUACCUGGACGGCAGCCCCAAGUUGGGCGCAAGGGGUUCCAAGUGGGUCGUUUCUGGCUACUUCACUUCAAUUGGGGACAUGGUCUUCAAAGUAGCUUCAGCCACAACAUAAUCCCUCCGCCAGGGCAAUGGGCAGCUCGCGUGUACAAUGGACGAUGUCAGUGGGGGUGUUGGUGCCUGGCAGUACAAGUAGACAUUCUGCUCGGUUGCAUUUUCAAGUCACAUAAUCCCUUUCAGAUGAUCCUUGAAGCAGAGAUGCAUCCACUCAUCGGCAC
Molecule: messenger RNA, 2600 nt
Organism: Klebsormidium nitens
Lineage: Eukaryota; Viridiplantae; Streptophyta; Klebsormidiophyceae; Klebsormidiales; Klebsormidiaceae
Source: the annotation of a GenBank genome assembly